AUGAACCUGGAACCUGUGGAGGAGGAGGAGGAGGAGGAGGAGGAGGAGGAGAGAAUGCAGCAGUCGCUUCCUGACUUUUUCCUCUACUGUGAUGGGGCUUAUAACCAGACACCAACAAGGCAUCAUGUGGAACUUUACUAUAUUGUUCAGAGGAAGGCCUGGUUUGAUGGAAUUGCAAAAUGCUUUACUGCAUCCUCAAGUCUAGCAUCAGAGAUAGAGGCUGUAAGACGAGCAUGGCUUUUGAUUAAUGCUCGAAAUCUGGAGAAUGCCACUGUCAUUUGUGAUUUCCUCAAUGUUAUCAAGCUGAGCACUUCUGAAGAUGUUUUCCUGCAGAUCGGCCCAAAAAGUCCAAACCAAAAAGUUAAAGGCUCGGCCAAGUUUUUUGUCCCGUGGACAGAGCCUGGGCCAGGAUUAUUGGCCCACAGACCAACUUGA
Messenger RNA from Ilex paraguariensis (yerba mate), 435 nucleotides. Lineage: Eukaryota; Viridiplantae; Streptophyta; Magnoliopsida; Aquifoliales; Aquifoliaceae. The record is from the annotation of a GenBank genome assembly.